AUGUCUGCUCCCUCGGCAGUAGCUUCGACGAAAACCCCUGUGGACGACUGCCCGUUCAACGAUCCCGCAUCUGGAGACUUUAUCAUCCGCGCUCCAAGUGGAAAGAAGUUCUACGUCGACCGCAGCAUCAUCGUGAACGCCUCCCCCAUAUUCAGAGACAUGUUUUCCCUGCCGCCGUGUUCUUCAGACGGGGAGAAGCCGGUCGUCGACGUGACGGAGAGCAGCACGGUAUGGCGCUUGCUCCUCCAGUUCUGUUACCUCCGCACGGAUGAGCCUCUCCUGCCCCUUGCCAUGAUCCGCAUACUGCUCGAGGCCGCGAAGAAGUAUCAGAUGGCCGCCGUCAAGACUUGGAUGCAGCGCACACUCUCACGCCCGGACUACGUGCACUACAGCGUUGCGCUAAGGACGUACGCCAUCGCAUGUGCGUACGGUCUGCCAGACGUAGCGCGGCUUGCCGCCAGGGGCUAUCGCAAAGCCUUCGACGACAAGGAGCAACAGGGCGAAGAGCUCGACCUCAUCUCUGCGCGGCAGUAUAAACACCUCCUCGACUAUCAUGAGCGAUGCUGCGCAGCUGCCCAGACCGCCAUCUCGGAUAUCUUCAAGCUCGCGUCGGUCCCCACAUGGCUCCUCGAGCAUAAGACGCUGUUGAGCGGGUGCAACGAGUGCAGGGGGAAAGGGAAGGACAUCAAGCAAAUCCGCGACGCCACGGGUAGCAAAGUCGUCAUGUAUAUCCGGCCAGCAUGGACGAAGUACUUCACGACGCUCGAGCUCAUGAUGAGGGAUCAGCCUGACCCCUCCUAUGCGCGGGAAACGUGUUUCCUGAACUCCACUAUCCGAGCGGCAGGGCAGUGCGGGAACUGCAGUAAGGCGAUCCUCACCAAGAUGAACACGUUUACCAAAGAGGUGGAGGGUCUCCUCGAGGCAGCUAUCUCUUCGGUGAAGCUUGAGAUUGUUUGA
Messenger RNA from Trametes versicolor FP-101664 SS1, 957 nucleotides. RefSeq lists its product as uncharacterized. The transcript has 2 exons. Gene Ontology annotation, molecular function: protein binding. The record is from RefSeq and is a predicted model, not a curated record. Lineage: Eukaryota; Fungi; Basidiomycota; Agaricomycetes; Polyporales; Polyporaceae. Bases 1 to 957 code for a protein of 318 amino acids.